This is a messenger RNA of Linum trigynum, 675 nucleotides long. Lineage: Eukaryota; Viridiplantae; Streptophyta; Magnoliopsida; Malpighiales; Linaceae. The record is from the annotation of a GenBank genome assembly.
AUGGCCGAGAAGAAGCGCCAUGGACAAUCAACCAUCUCUGGUGCAAACAUUGUGGAGAGUGACUCCAAGGGAAAAAAGAGGAAGAUAAACUCUAUCCCAAGUUCUUCCGGCACAAAGAACUACAGUGGUAACAAGAAGUUUACUGGUACUUGUUUCAAUUGUGGGAAACAAGGGCACAAAGCCUCGAUGUGCAAGACCCACAAGAAGAAGAACAACAACAAAGGUCAAGCUAAUAUUGUUGAAGAAAAUGAUGAUAUGGAUAUGGAUGACCUUUGUGCCGUUCUUUCUGAAUGUAACUUGGUAGGAAAUCUAAGAGAAUGGUGGAUAGACUCUGGCGCUACCCGCCAUGUUUGUGCAGUCAAAGAGAUGUUCACUUCCUACUCUUUGGCUAAGGCAGAGGAGAAAUUAUUCAUGGGGAACUCCUCCACGGCCAAGGUCGAGGGAUAUGGAAAGAUUGUCUUGAAGAUGACAUCGGGCAAGGUUGUGGCGCUCAACAACGUCCUCCAUGUACCGGAAAUUCUCAAUGUAAUUACCGUGAACGAUGUUAUUAAUUAUAAUAACGCUUCUUCCGCGUAUUUACUUGAGUCAAAUUUUUUAUUCGCAUGCCUGUUUGGGACAUGUGAAUUACAAAUCCUUAUGGAAAAUGAUAAACAUGGAAAUGUUUCCCAAGUUUGA